This is a messenger RNA of Penicillium coprophilum, 273 nucleotides long. RefSeq lists its product as uncharacterized. Lineage: Eukaryota; Fungi; Ascomycota; Eurotiomycetes; Eurotiales; Aspergillaceae. The record is from RefSeq and is a predicted model, not a curated record. The coding region runs from base 1 to 273 and encodes 90 amino acids. The transcript has 2 exons.
AUGCAGACCCGCGCACAGGGCGGAGAAGAAAAUGCGAAACAGAAAAGACAAAAAGCAAGGGAAAGAAAUAAAAAAAAAGUCAAAUGCGAGACAGAACAGAACAAAAAUGCUCAAUUAGGAGCGUGGAGAUCCCCCCGGACUCUCUCCGUUAUCAGUCCGGAGCCUCGCUGUGCUCCGUGUGGAACUCCUUUUCCAUCCGAGCUCUUUCAGAUUUGGGAUUCAACCCUUGAAGGUGCCUAUAUUCUUAGUCAAGAUGUCACUAACGACCAGUGA